Messenger RNA from Poecilia latipinna (sailfin molly), 3583 nucleotides. Its product is annotated as gap junction epsilon-1 protein-like. Gene Ontology annotation, cellular component: connexin complex. Lineage: Eukaryota; Metazoa; Chordata; Actinopteri; Cyprinodontiformes; Poeciliidae. Gene Ontology annotation, molecular function: gap junction channel activity. The record is from RefSeq and is a predicted model, not a curated record. Gene Ontology annotation, biological process: cell-cell signaling. The transcript has 4 exons. Bases 1153 to 1770 code for a protein of 205 amino acids.
GCCGGCAGCAAUCAGCAAACAGCUGGUGGAGCUGCUGAGCUCGUUAUAGGAGCUACUGCUCAGAGAAAUGCUGGUGAAAACGCUGUGAGAGCAGGAGUUUUUAAAGAGACAGGAACCCAAUUUUAAAACCACCAAGUUAUGAAGUAAAUUUUCUUUUAACUCAUAUUUGAUAUUUGAACAACUGAAGUAACAUAGAUACUUGAUUGUGCUAUAUAAUGUCACUAUGCAUGUAAACACAUCACACAGCCCUGCUGCUCAAAGGCGUUUAUGUUGCUGUUCCUGUUUACACUCAGUUCAGAUCAUCUGCAGGUUUUUCUCUCCCUGUGAUUCACCAGAGUCUAGAACCUGGAGGUCAGUUUUAGCUCUUACUUCCUGUUUAAACGGAGCAGAAAGACUCAGUAGCUGCAGAUUUCUGUUUCUGUUUUAUUUUGAAAGUCGUGCCAGGAAGUGGCUCACCUCACCUCCAUGUAACUUGACUGAGGCUCAUCUGACCUGUACUGUCCAACAGCUGGGAUGAAACUGGGAUCUGUGUUUGGGAAAAAAGAGAGGGAAUGAACAGCACUCCGCCAGGAUUCCGGUUGGUGUGUGACUAACUUCUUCUACUGGUUCUGGUUCUGGUUCUGAUCUGGUUCUGGUUCUUCUCUCUAUCUUUGGGACCUCAGAUGUGUGUGCAGUAGGAGUGUGUGUGUUUGACUCCUGAUGCUGAUGGACUCAUGUUUCCACUUCAACAAAACCUCUGAAAUAAAGUGCAGGAAGCUUUUAGUUUUUAGAUCAUUUGUUGAAAUCUGAACUUGUUUUCAGUGAGUGAAGCUCCAGGUUUACAGAAAUAAAGAAUAAACCCAUCAGUUGUUUCACCUAACCAGGUGUUUCCUCUGCAUUGUGCUCCAGAGGAGGGCUUUUUUGCUGACAGGGUCCAGUAGGGAUUAAAACGCGGGCGACCCAGGCCCCCCGCCCCUGGCUCUUUGUUGGCCCCCUGGUCCCUGUUGUGUUUUUUCCACUGAGUGGGUCAGUGUGUUUAGGGGGAGAUAAAAGGCUACAUGAUUUCAUGAGAGAGAAAGAGAGGUGGAAGAGUUCAGCUGCAGGUUUGUGGAGUCCUGGCCGCGAGGGCCCGGAGCCACCCAGAGUCACACAGGGGACGUCAGAGAGCAAAUCAUGUCUUUAAACUACAUCAAGAACUUCUACGAAGGAUGUCUCAGGCCUCCUACUGUCAUCGGCCAGUUCCACACGCUGUUCUUUGGCUCGGUUCGGAUGUUCUUCCUGGGUGUUCUUGGCUUCGCGGUCUACGGGAAUGAAGCUCUGCACUUCAGCUGCGACCCGGAUCGACGAGAGCUCAACCUGUUCUGCUACAACCAGUUCAGACCCAUAACACCUCAGGUCUUCUGGGCGCUGCAGCUGGUAUCUGUCCUGGUUCCUGGAGCGUGGUUCCACCUGUACGCCGCCUGUAAGAAUAUAGAGCAAGAGGAAAUUCUUGAACGGCCCAUCUACACCGUCUUCUACAUUAUCUCCGUUCUGCUCCGCAUCAUUCUAGAAAUCAUCGCCUUCUGGCUACAGAGCCACCUCUUUGGUUUUCAGGUUCACCCGGUCUACGUCUGUGAUGCCAGCUCCUUGGAGAAGGCCUUCAAUGUGACUAAGUGCAUGGUACCUGAACACUUUGAAAAAACCAUCUUCCUCAGUGCUAUGUACACUUUCACUGUGAUCACCAUUCUUCUCUGCAUUGCUGAGAUAUUCGAAAUACUCUGCCGGAGACUUGGUUAUCUCAGCAAUCAAUGACAGAAAGGUUCAUGCACAAACACAGUGAGUGAAAAUAUCUGUCAUAUUUUCAAACUGUUCAUGUUGGGCUCAUUGUCAAUGGGACUUUCAUGAAGCAGAACGUUGGUGCUAGAGUCGGACCUCACCUGUGGUACGUCAGUAAGCAGCACCAGGAAAUCUGGGAAGGUGCAGGCAUGUCAGAGCUGGCCAGAACCAGCUGUUCUUUUGUUUGCUGCCCUUACGUAUAGAAUGACCAUCCAUUGGUGUAUUUCAGAAGACGGUUCUGUACUGGUUUGGUCGAAAAGUGUUGAAUGAUUGGACUGGAUGGCCAGAAAGUGUCAGCUUCUUAAAGCUGCUAAGAUCUCAUGCAUUUCUUCUGAUUAGUGGAGAAGGAAAGCUCGUUUUGACCCAAACUUGAAGAUUUUUUUUAACUGAAGAUUCACAGAGAUCUGAACAUUUCUUGGAGAUGAACCUCAGAUCUAAUAUUAUGCUGAACAAAAGUUUGUAGGGUUGAGAUGGUCACAUUAUAUGAUCUUCUUUUCACCAUAUACAUUGAUUUUUGAGCAAUCUAGUGCAUCUUCUCUUGAACUCAGAUUACUGCUGACAGUUAUUGUUUGAUAAAGCUAAAACAAAAAGUCGGUGGUCCUGAAAGAAGCCCAAAGUCUCCCACCAACCCAGUGCCCCAGAAAGGCCAAUAGAUUGAAUUAAUCUCCAUGAAAUUCAAAGCAAUCAAAAUGUCUUGACCCAGACCUCGUCACUAAAAGAGAUACAAGCUCAGUGUAACUUUAGUAUAACAAAGUAAGAAAAAGAAGCAAUAGAAAACUUGGUUGUGUUGAUUUUUUUUUGAGAAUAUGUCAAAAAUCUAUCUGUGCUCAUUGAGAAUAUUUUUCAAUGAGCACAGAUAGAUGCUCCCCUCCCCAAUACAACAAACAGUUAAUAAUAAUUUUAAUGGAUGUGAACAAAACUAGAUGGAAAUUUGAAGUUGCUUCUGUUAUGAUGAUCCUGAGUUUGUUUACAGCAUCUGCCCUUAAUCUUUGUUCACAUCUGAUUCUGGUCUUUUAGUCCUUAACCACUGAAUUUAACAUAAUGUCCUCUACAUACCCAUUUAUUUGAUUUAAGCUACUUAAUGCAUUUUUCCUUUUGAUGUCAGUGUCUGUCCUUGGAUGUAUGAUUUAAUCUUCUGUACUAUUUUACUAUUUUUUACUCAGACAUCCAUCCAACUUUUGUUAUGAAGUUUUUAGCAAUCUGUUUAUCAUCUCAGGUACAGGAUUGUAUAACAAGACAAAAGUGGAUCAGACCAGAUACCUGUUGGCUAAGUCUGCAGAGUAAACUAAUCACUGUACAGUUCCUCUUCAGGGCUUCUUUCAUGACCCACCCUGCAUGCUACCAGUGAUUGAUUUCAUCCAUUAGUAUUUUAAACCUCCAUGCAUUUGUAUAUCCAUUGCAUACUUCCCAGUCUAAUUGCAGGAAUUUCAGGAGGUUAGCUGGUAGCAGCUAGUCCAGAUUAGGAUGCUAACUGUGGGUGGUUGCUAGCAUGCUAACCAGCAACAUUUAAAACUGUAAAACAUUAGGAGAUGUUUUCUCAUGUGGCACAUGUUAAAGGUUUCAACAUGUGAUCAUGUGUAUGAAAUUUCCACUACUGCAUGUUUUCUGCUUUAAUUCCUAUUCAUACUCUAGUUUGUACUCAUUUUGCUAAGUGUAAAGAAACGGUAAAUGCUUUCUACAUCCAUUUCCCACAUCUCUCUUUGUACUGACAUAAUUUCACCCCUCAAAUAUGUUUUCAGUAUCUUAGCUACAGGAAGGCACCUCAUGACCAAUGUAUGCACAUUAAAAC